Molecule: messenger RNA, 1853 nt
Organism: Anopheles funestus (African malaria mosquito)
Lineage: Eukaryota; Metazoa; Arthropoda; Insecta; Diptera; Culicidae
Product: E3 ubiquitin-protein ligase TRAIP-like
Exons: 2
Coding region: 494-1372 (292 amino acids)
Molecular function (GO): zinc ion binding
Source: RefSeq, a predicted model, not a curated record
AAGAUUUCUUAAUUUUAUGAACCUGCACAAUAAUACUUUCACUUGGGAGACACAUGCUCAACGCCAUACAAUCUGUAAUCGUUGACCCAUCCUACUAUGAAAUAUUUUGCAUCGUUCUACCGUAAAGCAUCGUUUUGGAUAAUUUCCCAUAUCCAUUCACAUUUCGAUAGGUCAAUGUAGGCUUAGAUUAUCUUAGAUUAUAUUAGAUAUCCCCUCGCCACGGUCAGCGCAAAAAAUAGUAAUUUUUUGUAAAAAAUGAUUUUCCUGGAAGAUUAGAUAAAGAUUAUAUUUGAUUAUAGAUAACUAUUAGGUCUAGGAAAUUUUGUAGGGCCAUUAUCUGUACAGUGGAAAUAGACACAUAAGGUGGAGACGCUAAAGGUACACAGCUUUUUGCGAAAGUCAAUCCUACCAGUUGGUGGUACGGUACGGAUGGUAUACGAACUGUUACGUCUAGGUUACUUAUUUUUCAUAGUGCAGUUUUUUUUCCAACGGUAUGAAUAUAGAGUGUUGCGUUUGUACUGAAGCAUUUUUACCAUCAUCCGUAGUAAACACUACGCCAUGUGGCCACAUGUUUCAUCAGCAUUGCCUGUUGAGAUGGCUAGCACAAUCCAAAACAUGUCCACAGUGCCGCAAACAAUGCACUCCAGCACAACUCAUCAAAAUGUAUUUCAAUGUAGCGUCCAAUAGUUCAUUGGAGAAACAAUUGGAAAACCUCACAUUGAAAUUCCGUGCUCAGGAAGCGCUGUUGAAAACGUUGAAAAACGAUGCAACCGCACAUAAAUGCGAACAGCAAAAGAUGAGUAAAACUAUACAGGACUUGGAAAAGGAGCUACGGACUAAGAAUGAUGCAAAAGAUUUGUUGUUGAAAAAUAAGGAUUACUCUAUCUCGAACAUUCGCCAUCAGCAACAGUUGUUGAAAAAAAUGAAAAAUGAUGCAGCCAUACAUAAAAUCACACAGAAAACAGAGGCUAAACGUAUUAAAAUGUUGGAAGAAGAGUUACACAAAAGGAAAAUAAUCAGUAAUCUGAUGCUGCAGGAAGGAGAUUGUUUUACCUCAAAAAUUCGCGUUCAGGAACAACUGUUGAACACAUUAAAAAACGAGGCAGCCGUACAUACAAACAAACAGCAACAGAUGAUUGCAGCUAUACAGAACGUGGAACAACAGCUACGUACUACGGAAAUUCGGAAUAAUUCGCUUCUGCGGGAACAGUAUUGUUUUACCUCGAAAAUUCGCGUUCAGCAACAACUGUUGGAAAAAUUGAAAAGUGAACAUCGAGGGCUGUUCUCUGCAAAUGCUUUAAUGAUGCCAUUACUGUUCAGUGGUGUAAUUCUUGCAAUUCGUUUUUAUACUUAUUGUGCGUCUAAGAAAUAAAGCAUACGAUUGGAAUUAGACGUGCCACUGGUAUUUGUUUAAUCCUUUAUAUUUGUUAUUCAACAUCGAAUCAUCCGGGCUGUUCGCACGGUUCGCUAUUUUCUAUUUUUAUUCGUGAUUUCUAACACUAUGCAGUGUACGACAAGAGAUUGCGAACACUUAUUAACUAUCUCAAGCAUAUUCUCUUCUUUUACAUUAAACAAUAAUCGUUUUCCAUUGCGACAUAAUGAAGGAUGCACAAAUAAGCAUUACCUUUCUCAUUUAAGGUGAACCAGAUCGUGCUAAUUUCGCAGACUGGUGACAGUGUUCAGUCGUACAACCAUGAAUGAAAUUUUGUUAACUUAAUCUUUGGAAAAAGGCUCUUUUCAACAACAUUAAAUGGUGUAAAAUAUUUGAAACGAGUACGAAAAUAAAUAAGUGUCGUGUACUGUGGCCUUAAUCACUUCAACGGUUGAAUAAGGACUUCUUUUUACCUCGGUCU